Molecule: messenger RNA, 1515 nt
Organism: Boleophthalmus pectinirostris (great blue-spotted mudskipper)
Lineage: Eukaryota; Metazoa; Chordata; Actinopteri; Gobiiformes; Gobiidae
Gene: tnnt2b
Product: troponin T type 2b (cardiac)
Exons: 11
Coding region: 225-953 (242 amino acids)
Biological process (GO): sarcomere organization; cardiac muscle contraction; regulation of muscle contraction
Cellular component (GO): troponin complex
Molecular function (GO): troponin I binding; troponin C binding; tropomyosin binding
Source: RefSeq, a predicted model, not a curated record
GUGAGAAAGAAUUUCAACAGUGCAAAUAGUGAGAAAGAAGUCAAAAAUCUGUGUAAAUAAUUGUUCCUGUAAGAUGUUUUUUUGUAAAGCAUAUUUGCACAAUAUCUAAAACUUAAGUAAAGACCAUUCCUCUGGUUAAAUAGUGGCAGAAAUAUACAAGCAGUUGUGAUUGGCUGUGUGAUGUGCCGCUCCUAACUCUACUGCUUUGCACAGAAGAGGAGCAGAUGGUGGCGGAGGAGGAGGAGGAAGUUGAGGAAGAGGAGGUAGAAGAUACAGAAGAAGACAAUGAAGAAGAAGCCAAACGCAAAUCCAAGCCUAGUUUUGUGCCUGGCCUGGCACCACCAAAAAUCCCAGAUGGAGAAAAGGUGGACUUUGAUGACAUUCACAGAAAGCGCAUGGAGAAAGACCUGACAGAGCUGCAGAGUCUGAUCGAGGCUCACUUUGAGAAAAGAAAAAAGGAGGAAGAGGAGCUAGUGAACCUCACCGACCGAAUUGAGAAACGCAGGUCGGAACGAGCUGAACAAAUGAAGAUCAGAGCAGAGAGAGAAAAGGAACGGCAGAACAGAAUGGCGGAAGAAAAGGCCAGAAGAGAAGAGGAAGAAGCAAGAAAGAAAGCUGAUGAAGGCGCUAGGAAAAAGCUCAUUCUAAGCAACUUGAGUUUCACUGGAUACAAGGCACAAAAUGGAACUAAAAAACAAACCGAGCGGGAGAAGAAAAGGAAAAUUUUAAAUGACAGGCGCAAAGAGUUGAACAUUGACCACCUCAAAGAUGACAAACUCACGGAAAAAGCCAAGGAACUGUGGGAGCGCCUGCGCCAACUAGAGGCUGAAAAAUAUGAACUGCAGUACAAGCACACAAAGCAGAAAUACGAGGUCACUGUACUGAGAAAUCGUGUCAGUGAUCACCAGAAAAUCUCUAAAGGAGGACGGAGCAAACGUGUUCUCAGGAAGUAACUGUCACCUCCAGCGGCAGACUGGCAUGCAUGAGUGCAAAAAGAUUAAUUGUAAUGGUUUGUUAAUACUUGAAACAGAAAACCCAGCUAUUCUAGAGAUACUCAUAUACUCAUAUACAGUCUCUGAACAGUGGUGCAUGCUGAACUAACAUUGUACAUUGGACUGUUUAAAGCUAUUUAUAAAGUUAGAGUUAUAUAGUUAGAUAUUAAGUCUGAAUAACAUACUAUAAACAGGUAAGACUGACAACUGUAUUUUUUUGUCUUGAAUGGACUACACCAUUGUAACAGAAAUAAAAUCAUGAAAUUGUGAGAAUCAUUUUUUUUUACAGUGGGAUGGCCUUGAGUGAAAGUAUGAACAGCCACACCUUUUGAAGCUUGAGAGAUACUAAGCUUAGGCAAAUACAGCUGUGGCUGGCUGACUGAGGUCACUGUAACAGAGCUGUAAAAGCAAAGAUAGUUAAUAAAGCAUUAGAAGAGAUAAAGAAAAGGCAGCAAAAUCAGGCUAUUAUAAUAGCGUAAUUAUACUUACAGCUUUGUCACACAUAAUAAAACAUGUCCAGUGU